AUGGUUCGGGAUUUAUUUAUUUUUUAACAUGAACAUCACCUUGUUCUGCGGAUGUGUUUAUACUUAUUAUUUCCGAACUCACAAUAACGCAACAGCGGAAUUUCCCUCAAAACCACUACUCCUGCCGUCUUCUUUCUGAUUGGCUGGCUGAAACUUCCCUCGCUACUGAUUGGUCUUCUUUGUUGUCCAUCAUUUCGUUUCCUGUUUUCAUUUUCCCCCUGCGCUGAAGUACCAAAGUUUAAUUCACGGCGAUGUCGGUAUCGUGAGUUCUUGGCUUUUACCAUGUCGGCCGUCACCCAGCAGAACAGGAGGCGACGCCCCCCUAAAAUGUACAUAUUGACGUCCGACCACAAAGUACAAGACCACCUGGACGGUACCAUUCGGCUGCAGAGGGGGAACCUGUGCCAGGAGCAGGAGGGUGGAGGAGAGCGCGGUGGAAGAGGGGACUUUUUAUGGGUAAAGGUUGUAGACAAUGGCACGAUGGUGAAGCUUGAUAAGCACUUACUAACCGAAAUAUCCGCUGAUCAGGCCGGCUUGCUGGAGCCCAUCACUGACCCUGAGUUGCGCUUCAAACAGCUCUCCAAACCUCACCGGCUUGCCAGAUUGGCCAGUUUGCCCCUGGGGUCGCCUGUGGUUGUUCGGUACGGCCAGUCAGGAGAACUGGCUGAUGCUGAGCUCCGUUACCGUGGCCCUUUAACGCGAGGAAGUGGCGCUGUAUAUUUUGGGGUCCAACUAAAAGGAUCGGCAUCAGGCAGGGGCAGCAGUAAUGGAAGCUACAAAGGCCACCAACUUUUCACAUGCCCUGAACAGUGUGCCCUUUUUGUGUCAGUCAGUGAAAUCACAACACCUCGAUCCUCCCGAGGCAGCAGUUUGGGGGAUAAUGAGCCUCAACAAAGUGAAAUAAACAGACCAAACCAGAACAACCAGAGUUCUAGUCAUGUCCCAAAUCCAGUUAGUGUCUUGGCACGUACAGCGGAAUCGGUGCCAGUUAAUACUUCCUUACCUCUGCUGCAAAUGGGGCAGAGGGUCUGCUUCAACCAGGACAAGGUGCACCACUGGGGCACGGUACAGUACUGCGGGCAGCUUCCGGGCCGUAUAUCAUCAGGAGGAGUGUAUGUGGGAGUUUUGCUGGACAAUCCAGUCGGAAAUUGGAACGGUUACUGUAAAAACUACAAGCUUUGCUCCAUUCCUUCUCCUGAGUUCGGCCUCCUUCUUCCCCUUUCCAGAGUAGCUGCAGAGACAAGAUCAGAGCGCACAACUCCAGAAAUCCCUCCACUUCCUUCCUCCAAAAAUCUCUAUCAGCCUUCUUCACCCACUCAUAGCAAGCACCUUCCGCAGACUAAUAUACCAACAAACCCCAGCCACAGCCCUAGACUGUUGAUCGAACCUUCCAUGCUAGCCGUGGCUAAAUCUGCUCUACAACCUCCAACUUCAUCAACAGCUUCAAAAGUCGCUUUAAAACCUCCUCCUGUCCCGAUCGUUAAACCCGCUGUCAAACCACCUCCUGUGCCACCAAAUAAGCCACAAGCCAUGCCCCCUUCCCCAUCCACAGACCAACUACAUACUUCAAAUGGAUUUCAUAACCCACCUUCUCCACUGAUUGCAGAGAAAGCAGAGGUUAAUUCGUGGUUAGAGGUUGGCUCUAUGGUCGAGGUGAACGACCCGCCCCUUUUUGGAGUCAUUCGGUGGAUUGGAUACAUCAGUGGAAUUUCAGAACCAGUGGCUGGCAUCGAACUGGACCAGGAGCUGACCGCUGCAACGGAUGGCAAUUACCUUGGCGAGCGUCAUUUCCGUUGCCCCCCUAACAAGGGGCUGUUUAUCAAACUGCGUAACUGUAGGCGAGACUCCAGAUUUCCUGUCCCCGAGGCGCCGAUCAAUCAGGUGGAGCGCUGCAAUUCGAUUGCAUUUGCAGAAUGGGGCAGUAAGCGUGUGGAGGAGAACACGCCACCUCUGUCCGGUCAGGAGGCUCGGUGGUUGUACGAAGGCUUUAAGAAAGGCAUCCAGGGCCAUCUCAACUCAUGCUACUUGGAUGCAUCACUCUUCAGUCUGUUUUCAUGCUGCAGUUCAGUCGACUGGGUUUUGUUUUGGCCCUGCAACGAAGAUGGCCACCGAAGCAAAGAUGCUCAGGAACUACUGCGCUGUGAAAUUGUCAAUCCUUUACGCAGGUUUGGAUAUGUGUGUGCCAGUAAGACUAUGGCAUUGCGGAAGCUUCUGGAAGCCGAGACGACAGAUGCAGGCUUUACUAAUGAAGAGAAAGAUCCUGAAGAAUUCCUCAACAAGCUUUUCCAGCUCCUCCGGGUGGAGCCACUUCUGAAGAUUAGAUCUUUGAGCCAGGAGCCACAGGAAUGCCACAUUUAUCAGCUUUUCCCUCCGACACUUCCCUGUCCAUCCUCACCUAUUCGUUCUCCGCUCUCACCCUCUCUCUCUCCCUCUCUCUCACCAAUCCCUCUGUUCUCACCCUCAGUUGGACUCAUGAGGGUUGCCAGCGUGCAGACACUGCUGGAAUCCUCCUUCAUGCAUUCUGGGCUUAAAUUCACAGAGGCUCCAUCCUGCCUUCCUCUGCUUAUGCCACGCUUUGGUAAAGAGUUUAAGAUGUUUGAUGCCAUUCUCCCAUCACUCACACUCGACAUCACAGACCUUCUGGACGAGGCUCUUCGACAGUGUAGUAUAUGUCAGUCAGUGGCAGAAUGGGAGUGUUCACAGUGUUAUGAGGAUCUGGACAUCACACCUGGCCAGUUAAAACAGUACUGCAACACCUGCAAUGCGCAAGUUCACGCCCACAAGAAACGCCAGACACAUAAACCAGUCAAGGUCAGAAUGCCUCAGGGCACGUGGGAGGGACCAGUUCACGGAGCUCGCCAACAAUUAACUCUCUUCGCUGUGACGUGUAUUGAGACCAGUCACUACGUGAGCUUCGUCAAGCACGGGCCCCUUCCUACUGACUGGCUCUUCUUCGACAGUAUGGCUGAUAGAGAGGGAGGGGAGAACGGAUUCAACGUGCCACAGGUGAGGGCCUGUCCAGAGGUGGGACGUUACCUGAGCUUGUCAGAGGUCGAGCUCAGCCGCUUAGACUCCACCUUCCUGAAAGAGCCAGUGCGAAGAUUGCUGUGCGAUGCCUACAUGUGCCUUUAUCACUGUCCUGAACUGAGCCUGUAUAAGUGAAGUAAAGAACUAGCAGCGAUGCUUGUCCUGACAAACCACCAAGCUUUUAGUGUUUCAAAUACAUGUGAAUCUUCUUUUGGGGUGGGUGUGUGUGUGAGAGAGACAUGGCGAAAGAGGACAAACUGAUUGUAGCAAACAGAAUAAAACUGAAAACCAUAGACUGACAGUCAACUGAUUUUGAACACUGUAGGAUUUUAAAACAUUUUUGGUUAAAUCUCAGGCAAUGGGCUCAUCUUAAAUACAAAAUCUAAAGAGUAGGUAUAGGUGAAUUCAGAAAUAAUAAACAACCUUGAUGUAAUUGCAAAAAUAUGAGGUACAGUGCAUAAUUUGUCCUAGAGUUGAGACUGAGGCUGUCUUUUUUGUUCAACCAUAUCACAGGUAAAUUCAGGAGCAAGAUCAAUGUAAUUCUCCUAUAGCCUAGGUCACAAUCGGACGUACGAUUUUUUGGCCGUGCGAUUUUUGCCGUUUCCCAAAUCGCUGCGUUUUUUUUUGUUCGUGGAGAAAGACGCACGUUGGCCGUAAGUUUGUCUUGCAACCUGAAAAAAACGUAAGCACCCGUAGAGUUUGUUUGACAUGACAAAGAACCUCUGUGGCCGGUCUGUGGCUCGAAAAUCAGCACGUCACACUCGCGCCCUCCGUGCGUUUCUUGCGUUUUUUGCACGUAGACCGGCCGUAGGAGCACGUACGGCCGGUUGUGACCGAGGCUUAUUUGAUAUUAAACUUUGGUCAAAUAUCUGUCACAUUCUGCAUUCUCUGCAAUUUUUUUACCUUGCGCAAUACCAGAAAAAUUCAGUUGAAAUCAAGCCAUUUGAGGCGAAUUGAUCCGCCUCUGAAAAAACUUGGCAUUUGGAUUUCCCGGCAAACACUGAUUUUCAUGAUGUCGCGUGCGGGACGCCUCCCUCUGAAUCCUACGUCAGCGCUGGUUUGUUUAUGAGGAAACGACCUGGUGGUUUUCUGCAAAUUUCUUCAACGUUAUCGCGUAAUUAUUAAAAUGGUUAACAGAUGUAUCGUAGGAGGGUGUAGCAACACCAAUCUUGAUGGGAUUAGUACUCAUUGUUUCCCAAAAGACCGGACAAUGAGAGAGAAAUGGGAGCGCUUGGUCUACACAGGCUGUGCACUGAAACCGUGCAAAGCUCGCGCAGCCUGCUGGCACUUCCGCAGGUGACGUCACGAAUCUGGCUCCAGACUCCCUUGGGAUUUUUCCAGACGUGUUUUGCUAUUUUAUUUUUUUCUGCUGUAGACAGAUGGCCUUGUGCAAAAUUACCCUUCUGGAUGAGUGUGUAAAGGGACAUACUUUCAUAUAAAAAAAAAAUGAAAUUGGUCCAGAAUAUGCACUUUAAUCUAUAAAAACCUCCAUGUGUUCAAAAACAUUUUACUGCCUGUGUAUGUUGAAAUUCAUCUGAACCAGUAACAGUUGUACAGGACUCCAUCUGUACACAUCUGUCUGAUCAGGCCGGUGUGCUUUUUAUCAUCAUACUUCUGCCAGAAUUCAUAUUGAAUCAUUCACAUUUUCGAUAGUUUUUCACAUUUUCCAUGUUUAGCAGUCACAUUGAGAUUAUAGGAGAUCUGUAGCGAGCACAACUGACAAACACAAACCCAUUUAUCUGUCUUCACUGGAAAUGUUGUCUUUACAUAUUCUACCUGAAAAGUAUAAUGGUGUAUAUAACUGAGAGCUGAUUAAUAUUAUGGGUAUAAAAUCUACUUUUCAAACAUGUCUGUCGGUUUCCUUUGAGCAGUUAUUUAAUAAAGUCACAUCACUCACUACUUUUACAAUGAAAA
Molecule: messenger RNA, 4941 nt
Organism: Neoarius graeffei (lesser salmon catfish)
Lineage: Eukaryota; Metazoa; Chordata; Actinopteri; Siluriformes; Ariidae
Gene: cyld3
Product: ubiquitin carboxyl-terminal hydrolase CYLD
Exons: 16
Coding region: 283-3162 (959 amino acids)
Biological process (GO): regulation of intrinsic apoptotic signaling pathway; protein K63-linked deubiquitination; regulation of mitotic cell cycle
Cellular component (GO): cytosol
Molecular function (GO): K63-linked deubiquitinase activity; cysteine-type deubiquitinase activity
Source: RefSeq, a predicted model, not a curated record